Molecule: messenger RNA, 1091 nt
Organism: Pelagomonas calceolata
Lineage: Eukaryota; Pelagophyceae; Pelagomonadales; Pelagomonadaceae
Source: the annotation of a GenBank genome assembly
ACAAGCUCCGACCUGGGACCACAGAAUACGUACUCUAAAGUCACGCCGCGCCUCGAUUUUAUCGAUUCUGUACGCCAAGCAUCACUGCUCUGCGAGCCCGCCGCUUCUUGUGACAGCUUACCACCCACAACACACGACGCUCUCCUAAGCGCAGACUGGCAUUUAAUCAGCGCCUCACGCCAUCAGCGCGACGUCACACCACCAAACCUCACGCCAUCAGCGCGACGUCACAACAAACCAUGGCCAGCGCCAUCUCCGACCUCCGCCUCGCCCAGGCCUGCGUCGCCGCCGCCGGCCGGCUCCGAGGCGUGGCUGCCGAGCGGCUCGAGCCGAAGGCGCUGGUCGAAGCGCUCGUUUCCGAGCGACCGCUCGUCGGGUUGGAGGCGCUGCCGAAGGGAGCAGCGCUAGGGGCCGUCCGCGACCCGGCCGUCGUCGCGCUGGCGGCGCCGCCCGACGUCUCGGUCAGGCAGGCCGCGGUCGACGACUGGCCGAAACUCACGAAAAAGCAGUCGUCCUGGGCCGAUUACGUAUAUGGCAAGCAGCCCCUCUUCGCGAAGCGGCCCGUGGUCUUCGCGGCGGCGGCCGGCGACGCGACGGCUUCAUAUUUGGACCACGCCGCGUCGAUCGCCGGCGCGCCCUUCUGCUGCCUGCGCGACGCGGACACGAUGAAAGCUUUCGCGGCGGCCGCGGGCUGCGCCGAGGUUAUUGAGGACGCGCCCUCUCCAGAAAGCGCCGCGGCGGCCAUGGGCACUUCAUGCCACGCGCUCAACGUCCACGCGACCUUCGCGCAGCUCUACGCGCCGGACCUUCCAGUGAGACGCGUGCUGGCCGUGGCGGCCGGCCCGGGCACGCCCGAGCUGCUCAGAGAACUGGAGGACCUCGCGGCGGCGCUGCGGCCGGCGGACGACGCGGACGUGGACGUCGACGCGGCGCUCGACGCGCACAAGGCGCUCCUCGGCGCGUGCGCGGUCUUCGCGUGCGACCUGGAGGGCGACGUCUUCGAGCUCGCGCCGCGGGGGACGACGCUUGGCGGUGGUGGUGCUAGUGAAUAAUAGUAUGUGAACUUAUGAUAAGGGGUAAAAGGAACAGGC